Messenger RNA from Sclerotinia sclerotiorum 1980 UF-70, 2010 nucleotides. RefSeq lists its product as hypothetical. Bases 1 to 2010 code for a protein of 669 amino acids. Gene Ontology annotation, cellular component: P-body. The transcript has 3 exons. Lineage: Eukaryota; Fungi; Ascomycota; Leotiomycetes; Helotiales; Sclerotiniaceae. The record is from RefSeq and is a predicted model, not a curated record. Gene Ontology annotation, biological process: deadenylation-independent decapping of nuclear-transcribed mRNA; P-body assembly. Gene Ontology annotation, molecular function: mRNA binding.
AUGUCGAACCAAUUCAUUGGGCUCACUAUGCUGGUGACCCUGAGUUCUCCACCUGGUGCGCAGUUGCGAGGCAUUGUCAGUAGCAUUGAACCUGGUAAAAGCCUGACUUUACGAGAAGUUACCUGUCCAUCUAAUGGUAAAUACGUCCCGGAGUUUACAAUUAAUGCUGCGGAAAUUACAGAAUUGAUUGAGGCUCGGAAUGAAAAUGUUAAGCCGCCUCCCUCGGUUAUACAACAGAAGCCAGCGGUUGUACCUGCAUCGGCAGCAAAAAAAUUCGAAGACCCGGCGAUUUUGAGCAUGGGAAGGAGACCUGUAUCGGACACUCCUCUUGCAGCAUCGGUUCAGUCGCAGUCUCAAUGGAAGAGUACAAUGAUGGAACGCGGUGAUUCGGCGCGAACUGCUGUGAGUCGUGAGGACAGGCGCAAAGAACAGAAUACCUCAUCUACCUUACCCGACAGUAUGACGAGCUUGGAAGUUCACGAUCUGGAGGAGCGUGAAGAGGCAGAGAUCCUGGAAGAACUCGACACAGAACUAGCCGAUUUGUCAGUGGAACCAGCUUUAGCCAAAUCAGGACGACGAACUCGUAAGCGAAACAAUCGAGGCAAAAAGCCUGUAGAACGUGCUUUCCAAGAGCCAAAUGUUGACCCGGCUAAAGAGACGACCCGAUCAAAAGGUUGGAGACAAACCCCGUUGCUAGAACCGGUUACUUCAUUUCAGCCAUUUGCGACCUUGAAAAAGUCUCAGAGAAGGGGCAACAGGAAUAUGGAAGAGAGUGGAUGGGCUACCGAAGAAGCAACCGAUGUGCAAGAGAUGGGAGAUUUUGAUUUUCCAGGAACGUAUGGAGGAAAGAACCUUCAUCCCAGUGAGAACGUCCUUGAUACACCAAAUGGUGCCACAAAGGCUUCAGAAACUUGGAAGAGUGACGCGGAUGACACAGAUAUUCAAGAAAAAAGCAGUCAAAGAGGUUCUGGAAGUGGUAGAAACUCCCGUACACGAAGACCUGAGAGUAAAUUAGGUAACCACCACAGACCGAUCUCACGGAAAGGAAGUACUGUCCCAGGCUCCCAGCCGUCACGAAAUAUCUCUGUCGGACCAUCAAAACCUAUGUUCUAUCUUCUUCCGUCUGAUCGUCGAUGUGAACCUAUAUCAGCGCUUCAAAUGCUUAAUUUGGAAAAUAUCGCAGAUACUGAACUUGGACUUACUGAGGAUAUGAUGACUGAGAAUGCAGGUCGUGGUAUUGCUGAAGUCGGAUUGUCGGCUGUGAACAUUGAAGGUCGUGCUUUAACCCAAGGCAAGAAAUCCACCGUUCCCACGGUCAUAGUCUUUGCGGGCAAUAAUAAAAGUGGUCUUCGAGCUGUUGCAGCAGGUCGACAUCUUCGAAACCACGGUCUCAACGUUGUAGUUUGUGUCCUUGGUCUUGAGCGUGAUUCCGAACUCUUGGUUGGACUACGUCGCCAGAUAAAGGUUUUCCGCGGUUUCGGCGGUAAGGUUUGCACCAAAGCCGAACUUCUCGAUUUCGUCAAAACUUCGAGUGUGCCUAUUGAUCUGAUAAUAGAUGGCCUUCUCGGUCUCACAAUGUCUUUCGAAGAGCUCCGAACUGGUGAUCAAGCUACAGCCUAUGAACUUAUUGAAUGGGCAAAUAGAAAUAAAGCGCCAGUUCUCGCCAUUGAUGUCCCUACUGGUAUUGAUCCCACGAGCGGCAAGGUUAGCGUCAUUGAUGGGCGAAAAUUGUACAUCUACGCGAGAUAUGUUGUUGCAAUGGGAGCACCUAAGAAAGGUUUAUUAGAAGCGAUGAUUAUGGGCGAGGGGGUUGGUAAUGAGGAGAAAUUGGGAUUAGGGAUUACGAGCUUGAAUGCGAAGGCGAGUGGGGAGUGGCAACUUUCCGUUGCGGACGUUGGGCUAGGUAUGGCGGUUUGGAAAAAAGCCGGAACGAGAGUUAGGAGGGGAGUGGAGUUUGAGGGGAGCUGGGUAUUAGGAAUGAGGUUUCAGAGCGGGGUGGGACUUGCUUAG